Messenger RNA from Lolium perenne, 498 nucleotides. The record is from RefSeq and is a predicted model, not a curated record. Lineage: Eukaryota; Viridiplantae; Streptophyta; Magnoliopsida; Poales; Poaceae.
AUGCCGCGGUGGCAGCAAUGGUCACCGCGACCCACGUCGGGGAAAAACGGAGGCGGGCGGGCACCCACCUCCUGCCGGCGACCCCUUCCGCGCCGCCCGCCCCCCGCCCCCGCCCCCAAGAAGGACAAACCGGCCGGGAAGCCGGCGAAACCGGCCGCGCCCGCCCCCGCCCCCAAGCCGGCUCCCGUGCGCAAGGAGAAGCAGCUCGCAAGAAGGAAGAAGGGGGAAGACCUGCCACCGCCACCGCCACCGGCGAGCACGCCCGGUCCAACGCCGCCAACCGCCACCGCCACCGAGGAGCUCAUGGCCGAGGAGAAGGAGCACAUGAUGAUGUCUAAAAAGGACAUGGAUGAAAAGCAAUUGGAGUGGUGGAAGGAGUACAAGGAGAACAUCGCCGAGAGGAAGAGGCUGCUGCGUGGUGCGUCGUCUACUCUCCGAGGUGAGUCUCCGAUGAGUGGUGGAGGUGAUGGAGUUGUGGACAACUUCACCGAUGCUUGA